Molecule: messenger RNA, 2147 nt
Organism: Apus apus (common swift)
Lineage: Eukaryota; Metazoa; Chordata; Aves; Apodiformes; Apodidae
Product: endonuclease domain-containing 1 protein-like
Exons: 3
Coding region: 147-977 (276 amino acids)
Molecular function (GO): nucleic acid binding; hydrolase activity; metal ion binding
Source: RefSeq, a predicted model, not a curated record
CCACUCCAACAUCACAGCCAGUUUCAGACUACCACAGAGGCAUUUGGAAAUCCUGCUGCUAACGGAUUUGUGUGAAUCAAAGUAUUGAUGUUCCAUUUUUUCACACGGUGAGCAAGAGCCCUUCAGGUGGAAUCCUCCUAGCAAUUAUGUUGCUGCUGCUGCUGCUGCAGGUCUUGGCCAGCUGCCUCUGGCUGGGACAUGGCGAGGUGGUGACAUCCUUGCAAAAUACAUGUCCUCAGUUUUUCUUCAAUGGGAUACCCCCAAAUGCAAACAUGGCACCUCAAACCCCAGCCUGGAUCUGCCAGUGUUAUGAGAACCAAUAUCACUAUGCCACCCUGUACGACACGAGUCUGCGUAUUCCUGUAUACUCUGCUUAUAUCUACCAGCCUGGACGUGUACACAGAAAUGACUCAUGGCUGGUCGAGCCCCAGCUGGUGAAUCCAUCUUUUCCUGGAGAUAUGAAUUCAGAGAAGUACGUCAUACGUAAACUAGGUGCCAGCUCUUUCAGUCUCAGGAAUAGCCAGGCUGUCAAUAAAGAUUAUGAGAACGCACCAGGAUAUCACCGUGGCCAUUUGAACCCCUGCAGCAAUAACAACAACACCAUCAGUGUAGCAGCAACCUUCACUCUUACCAAUGCAGUACCCCAGAAUCAGUCACUCAACACAGGUAAGUGGAGAAGAUAUGAGGUGCACACAAUGAGAAAUAUGACCAAGAACUGUGACAUCACCUAUGUCGUUGCGGGUGCUGUGCCUGGGAACAACUACCUUGCCAACGGAAGGGUUAAUAUACCCAGUUACAUCUGGUCGAGUGCCUGCUGUAAGCUGAAAAACAACAACAUGAAGGCCUGGGGGGUCAUUGCUGAGAACAACAAGAAUGAAGUCAAGGAACUGACACUGGGGGAGCUGGAGGGGAAUUUGACGCAUCUGUAUAGGAGGGGCUCAGUUUCUCUGUUCCACAGUGCAUGUCCUCGGAACUAAGCCCCAUUUCACAUCCCAGGUGUAAAAGGCCCAGGAGCCAUCACCACUAGCAGCUUCACCUUUGCAGCAUCUGUCCUGCUUCCUUCUUUAGUGCUUUUCCAGCUCUGUCUCUCUGAGCACCUUCUCCCCUGAAGAGAGGGAGAAAGAGGUCAGCAGAGCCUCCAGCUGGUUUGCUUUGCUGCCUGUCCUUGGAGAGAGCUCUCAGGGAGGAGUCCUUGCCAUGGCCACUUUGGAGGAGCAGUUUGGGUAACAGCCCAUGGGCAAGGAAAUCAGAGCUUGGCACUGAGACAAGAGGGGCUUUUCCUUUUCCCCCUUUUUCCUCCAUGCCCAUAUACAGAUUGGAGUUCCUUGCUGUCCUGGUUAGAUAUCAUUGAAAAUGGUCUGCUGACUUGUCCUCACCUGUUCAGAAAGGCUGUGGGUCUAGGGUGGGAAAAUGGGCCAGAAUCAUCCUAAAUCGGUGUGCUUCUCUUGUAUCAGUUUUGGAAUAGGGAAGCAGGCUAAGUUAGUGCUCUUAUUUCCUCCUGAAAAUGAGCAGGGGCCGAGGAUGAACCAGUGGCUUCUCUAAGCCAAGAUCCAGUCCAGAGGCUGGAAGCUUCUUACACGCUGGCGGUUCAGAAAUUUUGUGACCCCAGUAAAUCUCGUGACUGCUGGGAUAGGGUAGAGGUUCCUGUAGCCAGAUGGUUUUUCAAACAACAGGCAGAGGCAAAGAUGGACAGCCAGAGUUGUGCCAGCAUGGCUGAAAAGGAGUCCAUAUCUGUAGCAAGGGUUGGUUAUACUUCCUCCCCCACCCCUGCUCAUUUGUAGCACCAGUAGCCUGCUAGGAACCAUCCAGCACACACGAUAUGAGCAAGUCACCCUUUGUCAAAAAUUUUAUGCUCUUUAGCCUUUGGAAUCAUCUGUUGUUGAGGAAGAGAAUCUCAAUUAUUUCCGGACAGGUCAACAUGUCCAGGCCUCUCUCCUCCCCAGGCAGAGACUCCUCCUUGGUACGAAGUUGCUCCCUCCUCUGCUUUGUGAAUGAUACCCUGGGGAAUUGUUACUGUAAUUUAACUAAUUAUUUAGCCAGCUCUGAGACAUUUAGUGCCGAUGCAGUGAGUAUAUUUGCCAACAGCAGUUCCAAGCAUGUUAUAUCUGUGGCCUUAAUAAAAUACCUAGCUUUGCAACUUUGCAAAA